CGACCAAUCGGAAGUGAGUAUUUUUCGCGCUGGCUGGCCGGAGAGUUUGAGUUUCCCGCAAGCUUUUGAUUCGACUUGAAUGAAAUCCUUCGCUAUACAGGAUGAAAACGGGCAUUUAUUCUCUUUAAGGAUCGAGAGGAGAGAUUCAACAGCUCAGUGAGCCUGGAGGGGGUUAGAUGGGAUGGACAGUAAAGGUAGCUCCCUGCCUUCGAUGCCCGAACCAGCCAACCCAAUCAGCAUGAAGCAGCCACCAGAGUCCCUGAGUGUACGGAAAGGUGGGGGGGACAUGAGCAGCGACUCUGCUCUACUAAUGGACAAAGCUACUGCACAGCUGGCCACCACACUACAAGACGGUGUCCUUCAGAAGAUGGCCGGUCACAACAACCACAGCCAUGAGAGGCUCAAAGACCUCACCUCCCGUGUGCUGAAUGGGGACCAGGAUACGCUGCCUAAGCUUUGUGCUCCAGAGUCACCUAUGCUUAAAGGAGCUGAGGCACCUGCUACCAAUGGCACCCAUCAGCAUAAUUGCACGCCUCAUACUGAACAUGAACUGAAGGUGACAAUACCCCAGGUGAUCGAGCAGCCGCUUUUUGAGCCAUGCUUUGCCAAUGGGACCAGUUUGGACACAGACACCGAGGGUAAUAUAUCUGGACCAGAGAAGAGACAGGACUCCAAGAAAAGGAGGGGAGGGCCUCGCAAACCUAACAUCAGUUCCUCCACCAUCAUUGUGGAGUCACCUGACCACACAGAUGCUGUGGAUGAAACUAGAGCAGCUGAUGAGCCUGUUGUAAUCCCAGAGUUGAUUAAGGACGAUGCUGAUGUCAUCCCAGAGUUGACGAAGGACGAUGCUGAUGUCAUCCCAGAGUUGACGAAGGACGAUGCUGAUGUCAUCCCAGAGUUGACGAAGGACGAUGCUGAUGUCAUCCCAGAGUUGACGAAGGACGAUGCUGAUGUCAUCCCAGAGUUGACGAAGGACGAUGCUGAUGUCAUCCCAGAGUUGACGAAGGACGAUGCUGAUGUCAUCCCAGAGUUAACGAAGGAGGAUAAAGAAGACUCCUCUCUGCUGAUCCAGUUUUCUGUUGGUGAUUUGGUUUGGACCAAAGUGUCAGGAUACCCCUGGUGGCCUUGCAUGGUGACCACAGACCCAGAAUUCAACAAUCACAUCAAACAGAAACCGAAAGCAGUAAACAGCCGUUCAGGCCUCCUGUACCAUGUGCAGUAUUUUGGAGACGCCCCAGAGAGAGGCUACAUCUUUGAGAAGAACAUGGUUUCCUUCACUGGGGAGGAUCAAUACUAUGAGCUUAUUCAGAGCAACAAACAGCCAGCCUCCCGUGUUAUCCACAAAAAGACAGCUCCCUCUGUGCCCCGUAAACUCCGGGCUCAGUGGAACAUGGGUGUCAUUCAGGCCAAGGAGGCCUUCAGCAUGUCACUGGAUGAACGUAUGGUGAACUUCACAUUUCUGUAUGAUGACGAUGGGCCUCAUCUGAACCCCUGCAUCCUGGAGAAGUUGAAGCCAGAACAGAGCGACCAGAUGGAUCCGGAAACCAAGUCCAGACUGAGCCCAGAUCUCCCCUCCCUGCUGGUGGGCCCUUCUGAGGACCCCACAGCCGCCCCUCAGUCCCAAGACAGCACUUCAACAGGAAAAAAGACAAAAGCACCCAGAGCAAAACUCACCUGGCAAAGGAGGGGGAAAGACCAUUUAAAUAAUUUCAUGUCGAAAAAUCAACUGAAUGACAAAGUCUCUUCACAAAAAAUCCUUCAUUCGCAGCUCACAUCGCAGGAACCCACCACUUCUGCACCAGACUUAGAAGAUGAAUCCGUAGUACCUCAGAAGAAAAAGGGGAGACCCAGACAGGCUCAGCCAUCUACAAAGACGGUGAGGAGAAGGAAAAAAUCUGCAACGGACAACACUUCUGAUCCUGUGAAGAAAAGGAAAUCAAAGGCGGUUUCUUCGACAGGCGAUCUUUUGGAACCAGUCUCGCUUCCAGUUUCAGUUCCAGUUAAGAGGCAGCGAAAGAAUAGGUCUAAAAGGCCACCAUCAGAUGCGACAGCAGACAAAGUUCAGCAGCCUAAAAAGAGACGUAGAACAAACAAAGAUGCUGAAAAACAGGCCUUGACUUCAGAAGGAACAGCAAAGAAACGGAGAAGAAGGAAGAAAGCUGACAAAGAUGUAACAGAAACCAAGAAGAGAACAGCAAAGUCAAAGGCUCUCCUCACUGAAGACCAAGAUGUUGAGAAACCAAAGCGUAGGAGGAAAAGGAAGCAGGAUGGAGAGAACCAGGCAACGCCCUCCAAGGCAAAGAAGAGGCGGAUCUCCCUGUCUCCUGAUCCCGAGGGCUCUGGGAGUGAAGAACGUCCUGAUUCUCCAAGUGACAGCUUAGACGGGAUCAAGAAGGGCGAACGGAAGAAAGAGUUUGUCUGCCAGAUGUGUGAGCAGGCUGGUGAGGACUUGGUGCCCUGUGAAGGCCAGUGUUGUGGGAUGUUUCACCUCCACUGUCUGGGUCUGUCAUUGAAACCUGACGAGAAGCUGCUGUGUCAAGAGUGUAGCUCAGGAGUUCACUCGUGUUUCCACUGUAAGCAGUCGGAUGGCGCAGUGCGUCGAUGCCACGUCCCACACUGCGGCAAGUUUUAUCACGAGGCGUGCAUCCGCCUCAAUCCUCUCACUGUGUUCGACAACAAGGGCUUCCGAUGUCCACUCCACACCUGCCUGAGCUGCCACUACGGCUGGCGCACCAAGCAGAAGUCCAACAAAGGUAGGUUGAUGCGUUGCCUGCGCUGCCCGGUCGCAUAUCACGUCGGUGACCUGUGUGUGGCUGCCGGCAGCGAGAUGAUCACCAAUACUGCCAUCGUCUGCACCAACCACUUCAAUGCCAAGAAGGGCUACAGCCACCACAGUCACGUCAACGUCAGCUGGUGCUUCGUCUGCUCCAAAGGAGGGCAACUGCUGUGCUGCGAGUCUUGUCCUGCAGCGUUUCACCCCGACUGUCUGAACAUCGCUAUGCCUGAUGGGAGCUGGUUCUGCAACGACUGCCGAGCCGGGAAGAAACCCAAAUACAGAGACAUCAUCUGGGUCAAAUUAGGAACAUACAGAUGGUGGCCUGCGGAGAUCCAACACCCCAGAAACAUCCCCACCAACAUCCAGCACCUUCGCCACGAGAUCGGAGAGUUCCCGGUCUUCUUCUUUGGCUCCAAGGACUACUUCUGGACUCACCAGGGCCGAGUGUUUCCAUACAUGGAGGGAGAUCGGGGCAGCAAGCACCAGAGGACCGCCAUCGGCAAAGUCUUCAAGAAUGCUCUGCUGGAGGCUGAAGCUCGAUUCAAUGAGAUAAAAAUUAAACGAGAGGCCAAGGAAGCACAAGAGAACAGCCGAAAGCCACCCCCAUAUAAAUGUAUCAAGGUCAACAAACCCUUCGGUAAGGUUCAGGUUUACACUGCAGACAUUUCUGAGAUCCCUAAGUGUAACUGCAAGCUGACAGACGAGAGACCAUGCGGGUUUGAGUCUGAGUGUCUGAACCGCAUGCUGCAGUACGAGUGCCACCCUCAGGUGUGUCCCAGUGGUGAGCGCUGCUGUAACCAGGACUUCACCAAACGUCUCUACCCAGAGACCAAGAUCAUCAAGGCGCCCGGCAAGGGCUGGGGACUGAUCUCUCUCCGGGACAUCAAGAAGGGCGAGUUUGUGAACGAGUACAUCGGAGAGCUGAUAGACGAGGAGGAGUGCAUUGCGAGGAUCAAGUACGCCCAGGAGAACAACAUCACUGAUUUCUACAUGCUCACCAUUGACAAGGACCGAAUCAUUGAUGCUGGUCCGAAGGGAAACUACUCUCGCUUCAUGAACCAUAGCUGUCAGCCCAACUGUGAGACACAGAAGUGGACCGUGAACGGUGACACACGAGUCGGUCUGUUCGCUGUCUGUGACAUUCCUGCAGGGACUGAGCUAACCUUUAAUUACAACCUGGACUGCCUCGGGAAUGAGAAGACCGUCUGUCGCUGUGAAGCUCCCAACUGCAGCGGGUUUCUUGGGGAUAGGCCCAAGAACUCAAACGGCCAAACAGCCGAGCCAAAAGGGAAGCGGUUGAAGAGAAAGUACAGGAGGAGGAAAUCUGAGGGAAAGAAGAAGUCUGAUGACGAUUGUUUCCGCUGUGGGGACGGAGGGCAGCUGGUGAUCUGUGGCAAAAAGACCUGCACCAAAGCGUAUCACCUGUCCUGUCUGAACCUCACCAAGAGACCCUUCGGCCGCUGGGACUGCCCUUGGCAUCACUGUGACGUCUGCGGGAAAAAUUCUGAGGCUUUCUGUCAGCUCUGCCCCAACUCCUUCUGCAAGGCUCACCAGGAGGGGGUGCUGCGUCCUUGGCCCCCCACAGGACAGCUGUGCUGUCUAGAGCACGAAGAGCUGGAGGGAACAGACAACCAGGAUCAGGGCGUCAACUCUGAGAUGAGCGCGACGUCGAAGGCCGCCACAACCGCCACCAUCGGCGGCCGUCCUCCGAAGGGCUCCAGGAAGGCAGAGGGAGCAGAGGCCAAAAGAAAAGGCUCCAAGAGGAAAGCAGCUGAGGCCUAAGAGUGACCUUUGACCCCCUCAGAGAGCCAAAAGACCAAACUAGACUCUGACACCUGCUUUCCUUGUUCAUGAACAAAUCUAAACCCCACCUAAUAUCGUCUCGUAAAUCACAAAAUUUAAGGCACUGUACAUCUUCAUCAUCAGGGAAAGCUGCUGAUCUCUCACAUGCUCGCCGCUCAAACAUUUCUUCUUAAACAUUUUCAGGUUUAUUUUUUACUUGUCUGCACUGAGGCGAACCAUCUGUGGUAAAGCACAAAGCAGCAGAGCGAGCGCAGGUCAGGUAACUGCAGCUAGUGAUUUCUACUCAUUCUUCCACCAACCAAACUGCCUUUUUUUUUGUUUGUUUUAUUGUCUUUUUAUUUUAUUUUAGAGUAACAAAAGAAACUAGUUUGUUUCUGCAGAAAAGAAACUGAACCAGCUGGAAGUAUAACAGCAGCGUCGCCGCCUGCUAACUUGAAUCUCAGUCACCCCCCGUCACUCAACACGGACGACCUUGAACAGCAGAGUUUUAUAGCUAUAUCUAUAUAUGUGUAUAUCAAAGACCAAAAUUAUGAUUACUGGAAUAAUGUAAGACGUCAAACAGGUUGCCAAAUGGAUUGUUUUUAUUUUUAUAUAUAGUAUAUAUAUGCCAGAUGUAAUAUCGAAACACCAAGACACUAUGGAUAGGCCUCAGAGGACCUCUUGACUUUUGUUUUGUAGCCAUAGGUUACAUUUAACUUUAGACUUUGUUUGCUGUUUUUACAACCUGUUAUUUUGUUUUAGCUCAGUUUUACUGUUUAGAUUCAAAUAAUAAUAGCAGGACGCUGAACAAUGGCACCACAAACCUUUUAUCUAUCUGCCUGUCCAGAGAACGAGGGGUUACAGAAAGUAUUAAAACCGUGCCGUUUGACGUAAACACACUACCGGGACUUUACUGCUCUCUGCUAAACCAGAUAAAUGAAGGAAUAUGAACGAUUUUCUAAGUUGAAUUUUGAGUCCUAACCUUUAAGGUGCUGUUUGUUUUCCACUGAAAUACCUGAAAUCUUUGGUACAAAGAUGUUUUUAUGUAUAAACAUACACAUCAUGCUGAAGGCCUUUCAGUGUCAACUGGCUGGGGUUUUUAUUGAUAAGUUCAUGAGUAGUUCAUCUGUAACAGGGGUUUUAAAAGAUGCCUCGACUAUUUUUAUCCUCAGGAGGUUUUUAGUCUCAAACUGCAUCCUGUUUGGUGCUUAAUACUUUAACACAGGCUAACAGCACACUGGCAACAUCCUGUUCCAACUUUGGUCAGUUUCUCAUAUUUAUACUUGACAAAAGGCAUCACAAUGUGGCCAGUUUACUAUGUAAGACUAACUUUUCAUCACUGUGAGCUACAACUGCAUUUCUUCAACCUCAGCCGUACUUAAAGGGACAGUUAGGAUUUUUUUUUAAAGUGGGGUUGUAUGAGGUACUUCUCCAUAGCCUGUGCAUUGCCUACAGUAGAUGGCGGUCAGCACGCCUCCGUUUUGGAAAAGCAAGCAGGAGAACUGACACAGAAGUUAAGCAAUGCACUGCUAUGGACAGGGGCAGCAGCAAAUGUAUUUUACCCACCUAAAAAAAAUAUCAGUAUAAUAUUUAGAAUAUUUUCACUGCUUUACCUGCUGCCACACAACAUCUUCUGUUACCCAUCAGAAAGGGCUAUCUAUGCUCUCUUCAAAGGUACCAGACGACAGGGACCGACACAGACACAAUUUUACCUUGCAGAACAAUCCAAUUAGUUUGUGUUAUUGCAGGACUUUUGUAGUUUAAUGGUUAAGUUUGGAUUCACCUAACAAGUCACACAAUAACAAUGUUAAUUACAAUUAUAACCUGUGUUCUGUAGGUAAAAUUGCUGUUUUUGUCUUUGGACUUUGGCGGCUUUAACAAGAGCCUAGGUAACAAGUUCCUCAUCAGAAAGAUUGCUCUGACGGCAAGAUAAAGUGAUGAAACUAUUCUAAAUAAAGCUUAGCCUUGGACUGAUAUUGGUGGCUAAAAUACUGCUACCACACCAGAAGCGUUGAAACCACUUUUCAGAUGCCUAUUGGUUCUGGUGAAAAGACUCAUGUUAGUUAAGCAAGGAGAGACAUAAAAGCUGACUCUGUUUUCUUUGCAGGUACCAGGUGAACUGUGAUUAUUCUCUCAAAUUUCAUAUGCAAGUCUGAGUUAAGCAAACAAUAUUUAAAGGAGUUUGUCAUCGAUCUCUCAUUUCAGGUCCGUUAAUGUUUUUUUGUUUUUUUUCAGCAACACUGGUGCUACAGACAAUAAUUGCGCCGUUGAAUUUAAUUUGACAUUUAUUUGGACUUAAAAUCUGAAUUUCUUGAAACACGUGGCCAUUUUUUGUGUAAGCCACCAUCUGUGCUUUUUCUUUCUUCCUCUAAAACAACUCUAACAACCCAGAUUUGAGUUGUGCCGACACAACGGGGUCUUUUUUUUUUUUUUCAAUAACUGCACCUUUUUUUUAUUUUUAUGUGUGUUCAUUUUUCCCAGGGCGUGUGAAUGGGACAUGUCCACAGGUGCAGCAAGUCUCGUACGAGUAUUUUCGACUUUGUAUGUAUCCUAACCUUGACUUGUGUUGAGUGAAUGUAGUCCAGCCAGUUAUUUUUGUAAGCACUGUAAUUCCCUGUAGAGCUCAAGUGUAAGGUGUGCGUAGGGGUUUCAUUCUGUAACUACUGUCAUAGUAAACCAGAGACUAAUAUGUACAUAAUGUAUAAGUGGUAAUAGUGAUGCAUCUAUUGUAAAUAUCAUACAAUUUCUCUGACAUUGUAUGUUUGUUUUGUUUUUUCUUGAUGCAGUGCUGAAACACUUUUGUGCAGGAUCUCACAUAUGUUGAAUCAUGCAAUAAAAAGUGACCAAACGUA
This is a messenger RNA of Centropristis striata (black sea bass), 7410 nucleotides long. It is a transcript of the gene nsd2, whose product is annotated as nuclear receptor binding SET domain protein 2. The record is from RefSeq and is a predicted model, not a curated record. Gene Ontology annotation, biological process: regulation of DNA-templated transcription. Gene Ontology annotation, cellular component: nucleus; chromatin. Gene Ontology annotation, molecular function: protein binding; histone H3K36 methyltransferase activity. The transcript is spliced from 22 exons. NCBI's taxonomy places the organism in Eukaryota, Metazoa, Chordata, Actinopteri, Perciformes, Serranidae. The coding region runs from base 182 to 4558 and encodes 1458 amino acids.